UACAAUGGCGGAAGCUUCUGACUCGGAAAUGGGCUCUCCGGAGAACGAAGCUCUCAUCUCCGCUGCUCAAAACCCUAGCUCCUCUGACUCCGAUUCCGACUCCGACGUCGGAGAAGCCGAAGAGCUUCUCCGACUCCAAACCCUAGAAUCCGAAGUCUCCAGCGACCCCUCCAAAUACGACGCUCAUGUCGAAUACAUAAAGUGCCUUCGCAAAUUGGGCGAAAUCGAGAAGCUUAGAGAAGCCAGAGAGGCCAUGAGCGCGCUCCAUCCAUUGACCCCUCUCAUGUGGCAGGAAUGGGCUCGAGAUGAGCGAACGGCUCGGCCUGAGGCUUUUCUUGAAAUUGAGAAGCUCUAUGAGAAAGGAGUCUUCGAUUACCUGUCUGUCCCUCUUUGGUGCGACUACUUAAAUUUUGUUCAAGAACAUGAUCCAGCAGUUCGCGAAUGUUCAUCUGGAGGGAUUUUGAAGGCAAGAAACCUGUUUGAGCGUGCACUUACAGCAGCUGGUCUGCAUGUUGCUGAAGGAAGUAAAAUAUGGGAAGUAUACAGGGAAUUCGAGCAAGCUAUCCUUCUUACUAUAGAUGAAAAUGACAAUGAGGCAAAAGAAAAGCAGGUCCAGCGCAUCCGAAACAUAUUCCAUCGUCAAUUGUCUGUUCCCCUUGCUAACAUGAGGUCAACACUUCUUGCCUUCAAGGCUUGGGAAGUGGAACAAGGCAAUGUUCUUGAUGUAAAUUCUAGCAGUAUGGAUGGGAUUUCAUCUCAUGUUGCCUCUGCAUACCGGAAGGCGAUGGAUAUGUAUGAUGCUCGUGCCCAUCUUGAAGAACAAAUAGUGAGGCAGGAUAUUUCUGACUCAGAAAGACAUCAACAAUUCCUAAACUACUUGAAUUUUGAACAGUCUUCUGGUGAUCCAGCUCGAGUUCAAAUUCUGUAUGAACGUGCUAUUACCGAGUUUCCAGUGUCAAGGGAUCUCUGGCUUGAUUAUACUCAGUACUUGGACAAAACAUUGAAGGUAGCCAAUGUUGUUAGGGAUGUAUAUUCCAGGGCUGUAAAGAACUGUCCCUGGGUUGGAGAGCUUUGGGUUCAGUACUUGCUUUCCUUGGAACGUGCACGUGCUUCUGAGAGAGAGAUAUCAACAGUUUUUGACAAGUCCUUGCAAUGCACUUUUUCAAGAUUUGAGGAGUACCUCGAUUUAUUCCUCACUCGAGUAGAUGGCUUGAGGAGGAGAAUUUCACUACCUGGGCAAGAAGAGGUCUUAGAUUAUGCAUUGAUACGGGACGCUUUUCAGUAUGCAUCAGAUUACUUGUCACCACACCUAAAGUGCACAGAUGAUUUGGUGCGAUUGCAUGCUUAUUGGGCUCGUUUAGAGCUAAAUCUGAAUAAAGAUCUAGUUGCAGCUCGUGGAGUUUGGGAGAGCUUACUUAAGAACAGUGGUUCAAUGUUCGGAGCCUGGCAAGGCUAUAUUGCGAUGGAACUUGAAGCAGGCCAUAUAAAUGAAGCUAGAUCUAUAUAUAAGAGAUGCUACAGUAAAAGGUUUGCUGGGACAGGUUCAGAGGACAUAUGUCAUUCUUGGUUGCGCUUUGAGAGGGAAUUUGGCACACUGGAAGAUUUGGAGCAUGCUGUACGAAAGGUUACACCUCGUCUGGCAGAGCUACGGUUAUUUAAGUUACAAGAGUCUAAAAGUACAGCUGCAUCAACAGAUCAGAUAGAGAAUCCCCAUAAGAAAAAUGCCCGUGAGAAGAGAAAGUCAAGCUCCAGUAGAACUGAUGAACAACCUCCAGCCAAGCGGCAGAAAGAUACUGCUCAAAACCCAAAGAAAGUUGAUGGAAAAGGCAGAAUUGAAUUGGAGAACAUAGUUGCAUCAAAUGAAGAGCAAGAGCUUAAAGCUAAAGAUGACAAGCCAGAUGACAUGAACAAAAGACAAAUGAAAGGCCCCAGCCAUGAAAAGAACAAGUACUUGGACCAGUGCACUGCAUUCAUAUCAAACCUUGACCUUGAGGCAAAUUAUGAACAUGUACGUGAUUUCUUCAGUGAUGUUGGUGGAGUCACAGCUAUUCGAAUAUUGAAGGACAAGUUCACUGGAAAAUCAAGGGGACUGGCAUAUGUGGAUUUCUCAGAUGAUGCCCGCCUUGCUGCGGCUGUAGCAAAGAACAAGAAGAUGCUGCGGGGAAAGAGAUUGAGCAUUGCACGAUCAGAUCCAAAGCAAAAAGGUAAAGGAGCAGGGCACUCUAAUGAUCAAACUGGUACAGUUGGGGAAUCUGAUUCAAAAGAAUCUGGUCAAAUAUCCUCGUCCAAGGCACCUCAGGCACGUAGAGAUGACAAUUUCCAGCUCAAGGGAAGAAACACAUUUGCAGUGCCAAGAAAUGUCAGACCCCUUGGCUGGAUUGACAAGAAAAAGAAAACUGAGGAAGAGACAGACGAGAUGCCAAAAUCUAAUGACGAGUUCAGGAAAAUGCUCCUAAAGAGUUAGUUAUAUUUAGCGUACCAUUAAUAUGGUGAAGGUUAUAUGGAUGUGAAUUAGAGGCUCAUGUAAAACACCAGCUGAGAUUGUUUCUUGCUUAACUCACCAUUAUCAUAGUAUUAUGUCAAUGUACAAAAACCCCCUAAUGACAAUAUAAUCCUUUAAACGUUGUAUUUGCAAUGUCGACACAGUUAUGACCAGGAAAUGAAUGCCUGUUUUGGCAUAAAGAAAGAAUCGGUUGCACUC
Molecule: messenger RNA, 2701 nt
Organism: Vitis riparia (riverbank grape)
Lineage: Eukaryota; Viridiplantae; Streptophyta; Magnoliopsida; Vitales; Vitaceae
Product: squamous cell carcinoma antigen recognized by T-cells 3
Exons: 16
Coding region: 5-2464 (819 amino acids)
Biological process (GO): RNA processing
Molecular function (GO): RNA binding; protein binding
Source: RefSeq, a predicted model, not a curated record